Molecule: messenger RNA, 2649 nt
Organism: Ilyonectria robusta
Lineage: Eukaryota; Fungi; Ascomycota; Sordariomycetes; Hypocreales; Nectriaceae
Product: muts domain V-domain-containing protein
Exons: 6
Coding region: 1-2649 (882 amino acids)
Biological process (GO): reciprocal meiotic recombination; mismatch repair
Cellular component (GO): nucleus
Molecular function (GO): ATP binding; mismatched DNA binding; ATP-dependent DNA damage sensor activity
Source: RefSeq, a predicted model, not a curated record
AUGUCCGAUGCUAUCUCCCCAUUUUCGAGACCCUCACAAACAACCAGUCGGUCUUCGUCUGCGUAUUUCCAGAGCAAUGUUCGUCGAUCUCACCCUGAGAGUUCAUCCUUGCCAAGUGGUCAUGGAAGCAGCCGACCUCAGAGCAGUCGACCUCACACUAGCCUCAGCCAUGGCCUCAGCUACCCUUCUGUGACGAGCACCGGACCCAGCACAUCUCGACCCCCGACAGCGCGCCCAGGAACUCGACAGGGCAUCCAGUCAGGUCGAAAGUCACGAGCUGCUGCUGCGUCGUCUGUUCUGGGUCUCACCGAGUCUCACAGCAUUGUGUGUGCUGUCAGCGAAGCCCGCAGCGUCUCCCCUGCGGUAGGCGUCGCGUUUGUCAACGUUUCAAUCGGUGAGGUCGUCCUCAGUCAAAUAUGUGACAACCAGUCCUAUGUCAAGACCAUUCACAAGAUCCAAAUGUCGGCCCCUUCUCGCAUUCUCUUCAUGGGUACUGCCUGUUCCCGAACUGCCCCAAGCACACUCUUUUCCCUUGUCCAGGAACUUGUACCAGAAGCGCAAGUUGACGCCUUGGAUCGCUCGGCAUGGUCCGAGAAUGAUGGCCUAGAGUACAUCCAGAACCUGGCAUUUAAAGAUGAUAUUGAGCCCCUGAAAGUGGCGGCUCAAGGCAAGUUUUAUGCCAUCAGUUCUUUUGCUGCUGCCAUGAAAUAUAUCCAGCAACAUUUCGCCAUCAAUUUCGUCCCACACUCUCUUCGUAUCCGAUAUCGACCCUCCGAGGACACCAUGAUGAUUGACAUAUCCGCAAUUCAGUCUCUUGAAAUCAUGCAAAAUUUGCGCAACGCGAAAUCCAAAGAAUCUCUAUUUGGCUUGUUGAACCACACAUCUACUCCUAUGGGAUCCAGAAUGCUUCGAAGUAACAUCCUUCAACCGCCGACACGUCCAGAGUCGUUCAUCAGCCCUCGCUAUGACGCGCUAGAGGAAUUGACGACUAACGAGGAGAUGUUUCGUGAGAUUCGGAAAGCCUUGAAGCUCUUUCAUGAUGUGGAAAAACUGUUGACCAAGUUGAUAAUUGUUCCUCCGCCUGGAGAUGUUCAGCAAGUUGAAGAACAGAUCAACCAGGUCUUGAUGGUAAAAAGUUUCCUCGAAGCCAUCCCUGAGCUGUACGCCGCCCUACAACCUGCCACGAGUGCCCUACUAGUGAAGAUUCGUGACCUCUGUCGUCCGGAAAUCAGGCGUCGAACACUCGACAAAAUUCGUAACAUCAUUGAGGCAGAUGUCACGUACAUGAAGUCUGCCCUCGACUUACGCAACCAGAGAACAUUCGCAGUCAAGGCGGGUAUUAGUGGAAUGUUGGACGUUGCUCGUCAAACAUACAAGGAGCUGACGGAAGAAAUCCACAAACACGUUGAUGAAGUCAAUGAGACACAUGGGAUCGACGCCAGUUUGAGGUACGAUAACGGCCGCAAAUACUGGCUUCGCCUUAAAGCUGCCGACUUUGAUGACCGUCCUCUCCCGGCCGAUCUCAUCCAUGCGAUUCGCAAGAAGGACAAAAUCGAGUGUCAAACCCUGAGCCUGGUCAAGCUGAAUUUGAGACUUUCAGAUACGUCCAACGAAAUCAUCAUCCGGAGUGAUGCUGUCAUCCAGGCUUUGGUGAAGGAGCUUCGGCAGGAGGCACCACAUCUUUUCCGGGUUUGUGAAUCGGUCGCCCUUGUCGAUAUGAUCUCGUCUUUUGGACAGCUGGCUACAACUCGAGACUACGUGCGACCUGACAUUGGUGGUACCUUGGCGUUGAAAUCCGCUCGUCACCCAGUCUUGGACAAGUCCAUGGCUGGCAACUUCGUUCCAAACGACUACUAUGCAACUGAACAAUAUUGCUUCCACAUCGUCACCGGGUGCAAUAUGAGUGGGAAAAGCACAUACAUUCGAGCUGUUGCCUUGUUGCAGAUCAUGGCACAGAUUGGAUCAUUUGUCCCUGCCGAGUAUGCCGCGUUUCCCAUCAUACACAACAUAUUUGCUCGUGUUUCACUUGAAGACAAUAUCGAGAGUAACCUUUCGACGUUCUCGGUUGAGAUGCGGGAAAUGGCAUUCAUUCUCCGAAACAUUGACGACAAGAGCCUUGCUGUCAUCGAUGAGCUGGGCCGGGCAACAAGCACCAGAGACGGUCUAGCCAUAGCCAUUGCAAUGUCUGAAGCUUUGGUUCAGAGCAAGGCUUCAGUCUGGUUUGCAACUCACUUCACUGACUUGACCCGGGUACUUGCAGACCGACCGGGUGUGUUAAAUUUGCAUCUCGCAGCCGACAGUUCCACCACAGUAGAUGGAUUGCCUCAGGUCACAAUGUUGUACAAGGCGACCGCUGGUGCGAUCAACGACGAACAGCAUUAUGGUAUCGACUUGGCACGAGCAAUUGGGCUGCCCCAGUCAUUCAUCGAAAAGGCGGAGGCGGUUGCAAAAGACUUGAGGCAGAAGAGAGAGGCAAGCAAGCGAAGUUCGGAAUCAACAAAAUUGUCGGCCCGACGCAAGCUCAUCCUGAAUCUCCACGAGGCACUGAAGCAAGCGAGGGACUCGGGCAGUGAGGAGGCUCUGCCUGGGUACCUGAGCCGACUCCAAGAGGAGUUUAUUGUUCGGAUGGAGGAGGUCGAUACGCUAUAG